This is a messenger RNA of Zingiber officinale, 357 nucleotides long. RefSeq lists its product as uncharacterized. The record is from RefSeq and is a predicted model, not a curated record. NCBI's taxonomy places the organism in Eukaryota, Viridiplantae, Streptophyta, Magnoliopsida, Zingiberales, Zingiberaceae. The coding region runs from base 1 to 357 and encodes 118 amino acids. The transcript has 2 exons.
AUGUCCUUACAGAUUGAUCUGCGAAUAUUGAAGGUUGUCGCUCUUGAGCAUCCUAAUGAUAUUGAUGCUGCAGCGGAAUCUAUUCUUGUAGAAAUUCUACCCUCAAUUGCCACUUCUCAUGAAUCAUCAUUCGCUCUACAAGAUGCAAAUGAAGUGGUUCGUGUCUCAACUUCAGAUGGAAAGGGUAAGCAGCCUAUGUUUUAUGAACAUCAAGAAGAGGAACGAACAUCAAAUCAUCUAUCUGGGAAUGAGCUUGUAGUUUGGGAAAAUACAGUUUCUAGUCAUGGUCCAACCUCUGCCUCUGCCAAUACAGGCUCAUCUUAUUCGAAACGAUAUCUAUUAGUGUUAAUCGAAUGA